Messenger RNA from Cordyceps militaris CM01, 1683 nucleotides. RefSeq lists its product as uncharacterized. Lineage: Eukaryota; Fungi; Ascomycota; Sordariomycetes; Hypocreales; Cordycipitaceae. Bases 1 to 1683 code for a protein of 560 amino acids. The transcript has a single exon. The record is from RefSeq and is a predicted model, not a curated record.
AUGUCCCCCAACGGGCCUGCCGGCAACGGCUCCUCGGCCGCCGCCGCUACCGCCGCCAGCCACACAGUCCCUCGCGAGCCCUCACCCGCCGAAGCAUCACCCCAGCACCGAAGCAAGGCGCCUCACUACAACUCCUUCCCAAGCUACCACGCGAUCCGACAUGAAGCACCCAACGGCCACGCGGGGACCACGACCCAGCACAGCACCGGCAAGCUGCCGGCGGCGCCCGCGCGGGUCCUCGGCCCAGACCUGCUCCGCGGGCUGCUCAUGAUGUUCAUGGCCAUGGACCACCUCGGCAUCGCGCUGCGGCCGUGGGAGCACGGUCUCGGGCGCCACGCCGAGCAGGACGGCGUGCCCGUCACCUCGUGGAACCGCCCCGCGGGCUACCUCGUGCGCUCGCUCACCCACCUCUGCGCGCCGGGCUUCACGCUGCUGCUCGGCAUGGGUGUCGUGUACCUGGGCCGCGCGCGCGGCCGCCGCCAGGGCUGGGCCGCCGCCCGACUACUGCGCUACUAUGCGCUGCGCAUGGCCGUGCUCGCGCUCGUCAUGGUCGCGCACAGCCUCGUGCUGACGGGCGGCCAGCUCUGGUUCCUCAACAUUGUGCUUUUUGCGCUGGCUGUCGACUACUUUCUCGCCGGCCUCGUCUGGCUCGCCGUGGAUGAGGCGGAGGGCUGGCUCACCGGCCGGCUCGCGACCGUCCUUGACGAGACGGCGGCGUGCACGCAGGACAGCGACUCGGACGCCGAGCAGCCGCUGCUACAAGCCGGCCGGCCACAGAGGAGCCGCGCAGAGGAAAAGGCCGCGAGCAUUUCCUGGCAUUUACAUAACGUCCUUCUUGUCAUUUUCAGCGUGGUCGCCAUAUUCUGGAAUAUUUGGCUUUCGCAAAACCACGGCCAAUGCGCCGUCACAAAGUCUGACAUUUUUGAUAGCGCCGCUGUCACGGUGAGCCGCGCGCCCGGCUGGGAUGACCGAAAGAUGGACAAGUACUGGUGGCUGCGCCUCUGGUUCUGGGAAACCAGCGGUCCCGGCGUGCUGUCCGUCUUCCCCCCGCUCGCGUGGCUGUCCUUUGCCAUUGUCGGCGUCCUCUACGGCCGCAUCGUCGUGCGCUCCGGGGCGCGGACAUCUACCCGCAGCCUGCUCUACCACGUCGGCGCCGGCCUCGUCUUUACCGUCGUCUUCGUGCUCACGCGGCUGCUGCACUUUGGCAACCUCUCCGAGCACUGCCUGCAGACGCCCGAGAACAUGGCGCGUCCGGACACGAACCAGUACCUCGUGUCGCCCGCGGCCUUUUUCUACACCAUCAAGUACCCGCCGGACGUGGCCUUCUGGGCGCUCACGCUGGCGGCCAACUUUUUCCUGCUGGCAGGUCUGCAGCAGAUUCCAGUCGCCUUUGCGAAGAGGUGGCUCAGCGUCGUCCUCGACUUUGGCACGACGUCGCUCUUCUUCUAUGUGGUGCACAUGCCCGUCGUGUUUCUCACGGGCGGGAUCAUGUGCGCCCUCUUUGGUCACGACACUGACCAAGAGGGGCCGUCAACGGGGCUGAUAUCGAAUAAAGUCAUUGAUAGCGUAUUCGGCUUUUUCGGCGUUUGGGCGCUCUGUCUGCUCAUCAUGUGGCCACUAUGCCGCUGGUAUGGGCAGUUCAAGUUUGGAAAGCCAUCAGAUUCGUUGUGGCGGAUAUUUUGA